Ostertagia ostertagi is the source of this 597-nucleotide messenger RNA. The record is from the annotation of a GenBank genome assembly. NCBI's taxonomy places the organism in Eukaryota, Metazoa, Nematoda, Chromadorea, Rhabditida, Trichostrongylidae.
AUGUCGACCUCCAUGUAUUCACCGAUGCCUUCGGACAUGCUUACUGUGCUGUUGCAUAUCUCGUCCAUCACAAUCACAACCAACCACACAAGGUCUCACUUCUGGGCAAAGUCAAGACUAGCCCCACUUCGUCAGUCAGUCACCAUCCCUCGUUUGGAAUUGUCAGCCAUUGCUGUUGGAGCCAAACUGCUCACAUUUAUCGCAGAACAACUCGACAUCCCAGUUCGCCGGAAAUAUCUUUGGUCCGACAGUACUGUUGCGUUGACAUGGAUCAAGACGAACAAGACCCUUCCCGUGCUUGUUCGAAACCGAGUCAAAGCAAUCCGCGAAUUGACCACCGACGUUAAUAUCCACUACGUCCCAACCAGUGAGAACCCGGCAGGCAUUGGUUGCCGCGGAGCGACAAUUGUCGAACUACAAGAUUUGAACCAAUGGUGGAAAGGACCAACCUUCUUGGCGCAGGACGAAACAACUUGGCCCCCACACUACGAGCAAAUCUUUCCGAUGGAAGACCCCGCAUCUCAAAAACACAAGGAUCACACCCAAACGACAGCAACAGCGACCACAGAACUUCCUCCUGAAGAAUUCCGCUGCUAG